AUGACAUUAUGUUGUAUCGAAACAGAUGACACUAUUUGUCAAACAUUGCCUUGUUUACCCUCUCUAAUCAAAUGGAAUAUAACAACAAUGAGAGAUGAUAAUAAUAACAAUAUUCAACCACCAGUGAAAGAAGAGCCAUUGACUUUUGAUAAUGAUGUUAGACAUUUGAUGUCGGCUCUUGGUCUGAAAUCAAAGCCACAACAGAAACAAAUCGAAACAUUGUCAAAAUCACUCGUACGAGUUCCAUUACCCAUUACUCCGUUCAAACGUCGAACUCGAAAACGAAUAUCAACUAGUGCAGAAUUAGCUAUGCCCCUCUGUUUAUUAAAUUUAAAUAAAUUUGAUAUCAAAGAUAUACUUUAUUUUGUCGUAUUUGAUUUAUGGGAAAUAUCUAUCAUAAAACUAUAUGAAGAAUAUUGUGCUACAGAGAAUAUCGAUAUAUCAUUGGAUAAACAAAUAAAAACAUGUGAUAGAUUAAUUACGACGAGUACUAGUCCAAUAUAUUUCCCACGACGUCGAGAUACUCAUAUGAAACGACAAGUACAAUAUCAUGCAAUAUUACGAAAUGCUGGUAUUAGACCAUGUACUGUUCUAUUACAUCGAUUAAAUUCACCUCCGAUUGAAAAUUUAUUACCAAUUAAACAAUUUCAUGAAAAAUCAAAUUUAACUUCAUUAGCUAUAAAACAACAAUCAAAAACAGCAAUAACAACAACAGUAAAAGUGAAAAAGCUUCGAUCAAGAAAGAAGAAAUAUCAAAUAAAACGAUCACCUUCACCUUCAAAUGAAAAUAAACCACAAUCAAUACCAUCAACGUUCAAACGAAAAGCGCUUCCAUCCAAAUCACCAUGUGAUCUCACCGAAUUAACAAAUUCUAACACAACAAAACGUCAGAAAACGAUUACUGUCAACAACAGUGAUUAUCUGAUUGAAAAUAUGACCAAAGCUCCAUUACUACAAACAGCACAUCUAUCCAAAUUCGAUAGUAUCUGUCUGAAAUGUUUCAUAUGUAACAUUCGACAAGUUCUUUCGUUUGAUACUCUAGCAUACGAUCUUCAUUCACAUUGGCAACUACACAAAAAGUCGAAUAUCACAUAUAAUAUCUACGAUACAGUUAUGGACAAGAAAUGCUUUCGGAUGGUAGAAUAUUUCAUACCAUCGCAACAACCUGCAAUGGAAGGAAAACCAUUGGAUAUUUUCAUUACUCAUGGCAAAGAACUACAACAAGAACAAAUGGUGAUCAUUAGUGACGAUGAAAAUGAGGAUAUUAUUUGUCUUGACUAA
Didymodactylos carnosus is the source of this 1281-nucleotide messenger RNA. The record is from the annotation of a GenBank genome assembly. Lineage: Eukaryota; Metazoa; Rotifera; Eurotatoria; Philodinida; Philodinidae.